GUCAGUGUCCAACCUGCUGUGUCGAACCAAACGUGUAUUUAAAAAAUACAUCGACACAAAACGCCGGUGGAUUCAAGGGCCAUGUCUCACCAGGUCUACUGCCGGAUGCUGGGCUAUGUUACAACCAUAGCCCUGCACUGCGGGAACAUCGCAGUCAUGUACUCUCCAUCCAAAGAGGCGCUGGAGGAUGAGAGGAUUCAGGCGUUCAGCAAACUGCAGUACAGAUAUUUGACUUGUUGGACUUUUUUCCUCCAAGUGGUGUACGCAAUAGCAGCAUUGACUUGCGAUAUUUUAUUAUUAAGGAAUUCAAACAAAAAAUCUUAUAAACUGCCGAAACAUCUGCACAGAUUUAAAGAAACGUUAUUCUGUGCUAUCGUAUGGCCUUCGUCCGUGCUGGUCUGCGUUCUAUUCUGGACCGUAUUUCUAUACGACAGGAGCCUAGUUUUCCCUGAAUACCUGGACAAGGCAUUAAGUCCAGUGUCAAACCACAUCAUGCAUACUGCCAUCCUGCCUAUAGUGUUAUGGGAGAUGCUAUUUCAACCAAGGACCAGUCCUAGGUCCCAUAAGAAAUAUCUGGCCCAUUUAGCGUUCCAUUUUGGGCUCUAUGUGUCUGUGUUAACCUACACAUACAUAGAGAGAGGCUCAUGGAUAUACCCCAUACUGUCGAAGCUGUACGGCACAGUAUACUUCUAUGUUCUCAUUGCCUUUACAUUCCUCUUCGCUCUAUGGUGCUACAGCCUCCAAUGGAUUCUGGUUUCUAUUCUAUGGAAAACGGAAGGAUCUAAGAAGAAAAUUCGAUGAUAGUUAUUUAAUGCUUUAGGUAAAAUAUUAUUAUAAAGUACACUAUUAUUAUAGUUCUUACAACUCACGAAGGCGAGUGAGCUUUACUUGUG
Molecule: messenger RNA, 893 nt
Organism: Ostrinia furnacalis (Asian corn borer)
Lineage: Eukaryota; Metazoa; Arthropoda; Insecta; Lepidoptera; Crambidae
Product: androgen-dependent TFPI-regulating protein-like
Exons: 5
Coding region: 82-801 (239 amino acids)
Cellular component (GO): membrane; endomembrane system
Source: RefSeq, a predicted model, not a curated record